Molecule: messenger RNA, 1091 nt
Organism: Mandrillus leucophaeus (drill)
Lineage: Eukaryota; Metazoa; Chordata; Mammalia; Primates; Cercopithecidae
Gene: FAM9C
Product: family with sequence similarity 9, member C
Exons: 8
Coding region: 133-663 (176 amino acids)
Biological process (GO): meiotic cell cycle; spermatid development
Cellular component (GO): synaptonemal complex
Source: RefSeq, a predicted model, not a curated record
GCUGCUCUCGCGAGAACCCAGGAACCAGGCAGUGAGCUUUCGUGGUGCCAGCCUCUUCAGGUCCUCUGAGGGAGCAAGCUCAGGGAUCCCUCAGGUUCAGAGGCUGCCUCUAGCUUCCCAGGACAGCCAGCCAUGCAGCCCGUGGGCAGGAAGCGCAGCAGGAUGGCUGCCAGGGACCAGUUGGAGGCUCAAGUUACGGUCGCCCAGGAAAUGGAGCUUGCGGGAAAGGCUCCAGUACGUUAUGAGCAUGAGGAAAGAAAACCUGUUACAGAGACAAAUAAGGGAGAUGUAACUGAUGAGCUUCAGGAAAGAGAACCUUUUGCUGAAACAGAUGAACACGUGGGGGUUGAUACCAAGGAGCUAGAAGAUAUUGCAGCUGAGAUUAAAGAAGAUCUUGCUGCAAAGAGAAAAAGGAGUGAAAAGAUUGCAAAAGCUUGCAGUGAAAUAAAGAAUAGAGUUAAAAACGUUUUGAGAACAAUGCAACUAAAAAGGCAGAAACGUGAUUACAGAAUUUCUCUGAAGUUGCCGAAUGUCCUUGAAGAGUUCACCACAGAUGAGCAGAAAGAUGAAGAAGGAGAAGGAGAAAAGGAAGAACAAAUUAAGAUAUUUCAAGAGCAACAAAAGAGGUGGCAACAAGAUAAGAAAGGAACUGAAAGAGAUUGAGCCAUCACACGAGCAGUUCACAAAGCUGCAGCAAUAAUUGCCACUUAUUCAUAUGUAUCUUCAACCUCUGUUACUCUGAUGACUGACAAAAGAACUUGAACCUAUGUUAUAUGAUACAAGCAUAACUUGAGCUACACUAAACCACAUGACAGUGUUUACUUAAUUCUUGUAUAAAUUAGUAUAUCUCCUCUAUCAUUAGCCUGUUUGUUAAAUGCUGGACCACAUUUCUAUGAUCUGUUGAAAGAACCCUAGACAGUUCUGUGAGAAAGCAGCAAUUGCACAGUUAUAUACACAGUCAAUUAAAUUUUAACGUUAAAGAUAAUUUAGUUUUAGGUUUGGCCUCUGUGGUUCUGUAUCAGUUCCAAAAAUGUGGAAAGCAUGGGCAUGGAAAAGCACAUUUUUCUCUAAUAAAAGAAGACAAAACCUUA